CUGGAGCAGAAGGGACGGCUGCAGCGCCUGGUCGCCAAAGAUCCCAUCACCUGCCUGGUCAUCUCUCCGGAUGACAAGUUCAUCUUCUCUGCUUCCAAGGAUGGCGCCCUCAUCAAAUGGGAGGUGGAGAGCGGGAAGAAGCUGUGCGUGGUGCCCGGGGGGAAGAAGGGCACCGAGGAGCGGCACAUGGGGCACGCGUCCCACGUCCUCUGCAUGGCCAUCUCCUCGGAUGGCAAAUACCUGGCCACAGGAGACAGGAACAAGCUGAUCAUGAUCUGGGACACGGCCACCUGCAAGCGCCUGCACAUCUUCACUGGGCACCGCGACGCCGUCUCGGGUCUGUCGUUCCGGAAGGGCACACACCAGCUGUACAGCGCCUCCCACGACCGCUGCGUCAAGGUCUGGAACGUGGCGGAGAACGCGUACAUGGAGACCCUGUUCGGGCACCAGGAUGUCAUCACGGGGCUGGACAGCCUGAGCCGGGACUGCUGCGUGACAGCGGGGGGACGGGACGGCACUGUGCGGCUCUGGAAGAUCCCUGAGGAAUCACAGCUUGUGUUUUGUGGGCACCAGGGCUCCAUCGACUGCAUCCAGCUCAUCAAUGAGGAGCACAUGGUGUCGGGCGCUGAUGACGGCCGCUUGGGAGUAGGGGUUUGGGGGUCCCCACUCCCUUCCCUGGGCUGGGGUGCACAGCAGUCUCUUCUCUCUGCCCCAGGCUCUCAUAGUGGCAAUGUGAAGCUCUGGAAGUGCGGUGAGGGAUUUCGGAAGCUGGAGCGUCUCUGGGACAUCCCCUUGGUGGGUUUUGUCAACAGCCUCAAGUUCUCAGCAGCCGGUGACUUCCUGGUGGCCGGCCUUGGGCAGGAGCACCGGUACUGGGCUUUCAAAGAAGCCAAAAACAGCAUCUGCAUCAUCCCCCUGAAGCGGAGGGCUGCAGCCCCCAGCCCCGAAGCCCCCAGUGGCUCCUAA
Messenger RNA from Mesitornis unicolor (brown roatelo), 966 nucleotides. It is a transcript of the gene RRP9, whose product is annotated as ribosomal RNA processing 9, small subunit (SSU) processome component, homolog (yeast). Gene Ontology annotation, cellular component: small-subunit processome. Gene Ontology annotation, molecular function: snoRNA binding; protein binding. NCBI's taxonomy places the organism in Eukaryota, Metazoa, Chordata, Aves, Mesitornithiformes, Mesitornithidae. The transcript has 11 exons. The annotation marks the transcript as partial. The record is from RefSeq and is a predicted model, not a curated record.